Molecule: messenger RNA, 2820 nt
Organism: Parasteatoda tepidariorum (common house spider)
Lineage: Eukaryota; Metazoa; Arthropoda; Arachnida; Araneae; Theridiidae
Product: lysosomal cholesterol signaling protein
Biological process (GO): negative regulation of BMP signaling pathway; transmembrane transport
Cellular component (GO): membrane
Source: RefSeq, a predicted model, not a curated record
AUUUAAGUACUUAACCAUUAUCAACAGUACGGUCUUUUUAAAUGAAAUUUCAUGCACUAAGUUAUAUAAUCGACCGCUCUUCAAAACUAAUCAAAAUUUGAAAUUGAAUGGCAUUAACAUAAAAACGCUAAUUUUAAAAAGUAAAACCUUAAAAAUAUUGUACAUAUUCUUAAACAAUGAACAUAACUGAAAACGAAUAACCAGCUCUGUUAUAUCGUAGUACGCAUUCAGCGACUUAAAGAUUAAUUGCAAAGCAGCAAGAAGCUAUGGAAAAGGAGACGAGAAUACCCCUACAAGACACCUUGCUUCCAGCUUUAAUGCAAUGCUUUGGAAUCAUGUUUUUAGGAUAUGUUCUUCUUGGAAAAACUAAAAUGUUACGCCCUGUUGAAGCUAAAGGUUUAUCGAUAUUUGUGCAAUAUCUAUCAUUACCUGCUUUAAUUUUUUCUACAGUUUCAACUAUAUCAUUUACACAGAUAAAAUGGGAAUUCAUAGCAUCAGUUUUUGUAGCCAAAACAUGUAUUUUUAUUUCUGUUGCUUUGGUUACUAUUUUAUUAACCCAUCCAUUAAAUCUUGGAAAGGCAGGUAUUUAUGCUAUUGCAGCAACUCAGAGCAAUGAUUUUGCACUUGGUUACCCUCUUAUCCUAUCUUUAUACCAAAACACACAUUCAGAAUUUCCUACAUAUUUGUAUAUAAUAGCACCCAUUCAAUUACUGAUUUUAAAUGGGAUUGGGUUUUUCUUUCUUGAAGUUGAGAAGCAAAACCAAAGAAAUAUCACACACAAAAACUCUAACUGGUUCCAUAUUUUUAAGGAAAUUUUUAAAAACCCUGUAAUCAUUGCUACAAUAAUUGGUUUAUUAUGGAAUGUGAUUUUGGGUAAGAACAUUAGUCCUUUUCUCAGUUAUAUAUUGAAAGCCUUUAGUUCUGCAUUUCCAGCAACUGCUUUAUUAUUACUUGGAUACACCAUGAAUCUCAGAAACAAAGGUUCAAGCAAUAUUUCACUAUCAGUAGCACUAAUAAUUCUUGCAAAAAAUUUAAUCCUUCCACUUCUACUGCAAAGGUUUAUAACAUUUUUAUUGCAAAAUAGCACAAAAGCAGAAAUACAGGCAUUCAGUAGUUUUGGAUUUCUUUAUGGCACAAUACCAACUGCACCAACAGCUUAUGUGUUUGCAACUCAAUAUGAAAGUUGCGUUAAUGCUAUAGCAAAAACAGUUAUAUAUAGUACGCUGAUUUCAGCUCCUGUAAUGUUCUCGACAGCUUCUGUGAUUUCCCUGAAUCAGAUUGGCGUUAAAAAUAUUUCAUUUUACUUGAACUCAACAAUUGGUUAUCUUAGUGCAAUUAAUGCAUUUUGUUGCAUUUGGUUAUUAAUGCUGCUAUGUUUAGGAAAGCGCUGGAGGAAUAUUAACUUUACUGUAAUUAUUUUCUUAGUUUUCACUCAACUUUCAAUUUCUGCUGGUGGUUUAUUAUUAUUAUUCUCACCUGUUAAAAAUUCAGCCCUCUUUUAUGUUCAAUAUAUACUAACUAAUGGAGGAAUAUACGCUACAAGAAUGUGUGCUGUUUUACUUGCAUGUUUAUUAUUCAUUUUUAGAGUUAGGAGUCUUUGCUUUAUUUUACACAUGAAGAAGAAAGUCAAUGCCUUGUCAAUAAUAUUUAGUUUAGUUCUUCCUUAUGUUUUGGCUGCUCUUUUAAUACUUUACAAAAAUGACAAUAACAGUGGACCAAAUUAUCAACUAGGUUAUAUUCAAUACAUUGUAACUUUUGUUCUAACGUUAGUAACUUUAAUUGGGACAAUUUCACUUCUUAUUAUGCAACGGAUAUACUCUAAGAAAGAUCUUCAUAAUCUAAACCAAUAUUCGAUAAAUCAUCAAAACCCAAAUCAUGGAAGAGAAAUUGAACCAAUAGCUCCAAUUUGUUCUGAAAGUGGAGUCAGUGGUUCAAGCUCAAGAUGUUGUGAUAUUGAAGAUAUAGGUCGAAAUUUUCGGCAAUCUGGGUGUUGCGGAAAUGAAUCAAGCAGUGAAAUUCAAGAUCAUGUAUGUAGUGCUGAAUAUUCAUGUAGUGUUACUAGAAGGCAUGAUUGUGCUGCACAAGUGUCUAGAUACAUCAACGAAAACCAAGAAAUUGGAACCGGAAUCAAUGAUAAUCAACAUUUCCCAAAGCAUAUAGGAUUACUCAUUGCAUUAAUUGUAUCAAUGACUUUAAGUUUAUCAAUAUGUUUUUGGAAAUUACUUAUGGAAGCUGUUAAUGGUGUUUUUAUUGAACUUGAAUUUCUAGAUGUUAUAGUAAACUACAGCCUAGGAAUUUCUUUCUUUAUAAUAUUUGGGUUCGAUAAAAGUCUAAUAAAUAUAGUACAUACAAAGUGGAAAAUAUAUUUGAAUAAAUUGUUACCCAAUGAAAUUGAUGACAUAAAUCAAAAUAGCACAAGUGAACAAUUUAUUAUCCACUAUUUUGAAAGAUGUCGAAGAGAAAUAGUUGGAAAAAAAGUUAAAAGUAAUGUUCAGUAUCACAAUGUGUUUGAAUAUAAUAGUAUUAUUGAAUGGAUUUUAAAAGAACGGUUAGUUUCAACAGUAGAAGAAGCUAAGUGCUAUGUUAAGUGUCUUCUAGAAGACCAUAUAAUAGAAAAAGUGUACGAAAAUGAAAAUUUUUUCAAAUACUUGAAUCUACUGAGGUUUACAGAAAUUCAUGGCACAUUAAAUGAGUAGUUUUCUAAUUUGUAUCAUAAUGGGCUUUCUUUUGAAUAUGCUCAAGAUAGGCAUAAAACUAAUGUAAAAAAGUAUAUUUUCUGUGAUAUUUUUAAUUCUAUAAAAAUUUAUCGUUCAAUUCUAA